This is a messenger RNA of Aspergillus novofumigatus IBT 16806, 1904 nucleotides long. RefSeq names its product aldose epimerase family protein. The coding region runs from base 369 to 1751 and encodes 460 amino acids. NCBI's taxonomy places the organism in Eukaryota, Fungi, Ascomycota, Eurotiomycetes, Eurotiales, Aspergillaceae. The transcript has a single exon. Gene Ontology annotation, biological process: glucose metabolic process; beta-D-galactose catabolic process via UDP-galactose, Leloir pathway. Gene Ontology annotation, molecular function: carbohydrate binding; aldose 1-epimerase activity. The record is from RefSeq and is a predicted model, not a curated record.
UACCGGCUGGAUCCUCCAGUAGGGUCUUCCAUUCACUGACACCUUCGCCCCAACUGGUUCCGUCAAGCUUGUUGGCAGGAAACAAGGUAGCUAGUGACUGCACGCGGCACGGAUCCCUGCACAUUCUGGACUAGUCAACCAAAGCCCCCGAGACAACUGGAAGCUUACCAUCGACUACGUCCAUUCUCGGUAAAUUUACGAGUCGUCUCAGCAAAUCAGUGAAGCACAGGAGGAUUCGGGCCUACCCCAGCUUCCUGCUGGUUCCUGCGCUUUGUUUUCCCCCGCACGGAGGUCAGGCGUGGCAGCAUCAUGAGGUGAAUGGUGCCUACGACCAGCAGUGACGUUUUAUUGUUUUUGGCUAGGGGAUUAUGAAUACCUCCCCAGUAUUUAACCGACGCACAACCCCUCUUCGUGGCUGCUUUCGUUCUUUGCUGUGUCCUGCUCGGAUAACGCCUCGUGUCUUGAUCAUUUACUGCUCCUUCUUCAUCACUAUCACUAUUCUCCUAGGGCUCAGGAUGCACGUCAAGCACUAUCUCUCGGCCGUCCUUUAUGGACUGCCAGCUUUGGCUCAGACUACACAGUCGAGCUCCUCUUCUUCGUCCAGCACUUCAGCUACAGAUCCCUUCAAGGUCUACACCAUCAGCGCGGAAAACAUCACUGCCAAGUUGAUUCCGUAUGGAGCACGAUUGAUAUCUCUGAUGGUUCCGGAUCGCGAUGGCAAGGAGCAGGAUGUCGUCAUUGGCUACGAUGACCCUAAGGCCUACCUGAAUGACACAGAGACCGUCCACACCUUCUUCGGUGCUGUUGUUGGUCGGUACGCCAAUCGCAUUAAGAACGGCACGUUCACCAUCGGCACGAAUGAGUACCAUGUGCCGGAGAAUGAGAACAACGGCACUGAUACUCUCCACGGAGGCAAGGUGGGCUACGACCAGCGGAACUGGACUGUCACAGCACACUCCAAGUCUUCCGUCACCUUCACUCUCUUCGAUCAAGGUUGGGAGGACUUCCCCGGAGACGUCCUCACCCACGCCAUCUACAGCGUCGACACGACUGUCACUCCGCAAAACCCAAAGGGUCUCCCCCAGCUGACCACCCAACUGGUCUCCCUUGCCCUGACGGAGGCGACUCCCAUCAUGCUCUCCAACCACAUCUACUGGAACCUCAAUGCCUUCAAGGCCCCUAAUGUCCUGAAUGACACCUUCCUGCAACUCCCUUACUCCAACCGCCUUGUCGCCACAGAUGGCAUCCUCAUCCCCAACGGCACCAUCCUUACCGUCGACGCGUUCCACGGCGCGCCCGAUUUCACUGAGGGCAAGCUCAUCGGCGCCGAUCUCAAGGAUACCUACGGCAUGUGCGGCACAGACUGCACCGGCUACGAUACCUGUUGGCUCGUCGAUCGACCCCCUCAAUACGCAGCUCCGGACUCGCUCGUCCCCAUCCUCCGCAUGAACUCUAGCGCAACCGGUAUCAGCCUCGAAGUAGCGUCCAACAUGCCUGCUCUGCAAAUCUACACCUGCGACAACGCCAAGAUGGACUACCUCCCCAUCAAGCCGUCGCAGGAGAAGCGUAAUAAAGAAGAGGGCAAGGAAGGCGCAAAGAACGUCAUGCAGUAUGGCUGCGUGGUUAUCGAACCCGAGGGCUGGAUUGAUGGCAUCAACCACCCUGAAUGGGGCCAGUUGCCGCUGCAGAUCUUCUCUCCCAACGAUGGUCCAGCCGUCAACAGGGCUACUUAUCAAUUCGGCACUGUCUAGAUUUCGAGUCCUCCGCUGUAGAAAUUUGGUGGUUGGACCGGACCGACUUAGUUGAUUCUGGGUCCGAAGUGAUAUCGCUGCCGAUUCGACGUACAAGCAGCUUUGGGAUCGAUGGUCCCUCAACGUGUACAUAAUAAUAUAAUGCUAUUCAAG